Molecule: messenger RNA, 588 nt
Organism: Tinamus guttatus (white-throated tinamou)
Lineage: Eukaryota; Metazoa; Chordata; Aves; Tinamiformes; Tinamidae
Source: RefSeq, a predicted model, not a curated record
GGGGAAACCUUAGAAACUAUAACCACAGCAACUGUGUGCCUAUUCAGCGCCCAGCCUCAGCUUGCUGACCAAGUCCCUCCACUUGGUCAUCUUCACAAGAUAAUCCAGGCCAUGAAUCACAAGAACAACGCCAUUCCGAAAAGUGCCAUUCGUGUCAUGCACAUACUGUCUGACAAUGAGCUUUGUGUUCGAGCAAUGGCAUCACUUGAGACCAUUGGCCCUCUCAUGAAUGGAAUGAAAAAGAGAUCCGAUAUAGUUGGUGUAGCCUGUGAAGCCCUUAAUCGGAUGUUUCAGAAGGAACAAAAUGACUUAGUAGCCCAAGCUCUGAAAGCAGAUUUGGUCCCUUAUCUUCUAAAACUGCUAGAAGGUAUUGGCCUUGAAAACUUGGAAAGCCCAUCUGCCACAAAAGCUCAAAUUGUGAAAGCUCUCAAGUCCAUGUCUCGCAGCCUACAGUACGGGGAGCAGGUAUGUUCUGACCAGCCCUUAACUGGGCUUUGUGCACCUGCAAAAUCCAACACUGAACAAGUCUUGACCCAUCUUACUGUGGCUUUUGUGUUCAGCUCCACCUGGAACAUUAACAACCUAUAG